CCACGACGCCUGGUUCAUUCCUCCCCUGCGCUUCCUGCUGCGGGACUCCGGGCUCCGUGCGGGAGCCUCCCCUGCGCCCCCUGCCCGGCCCGGCGCGGGCCCCAGCCGGGGGCCAAUGGCCCUGCUGCCCCCGCCGCUGCGGGGCGCCAGGCCCAAGCAGAGCUCGCCCCCCCACUACUACGAGGGCUUCCUGGAGAAGAAGGGGCCCCAGGACAAGGGGUAUAAGAAGUACUGGACAGGCCUGCGGGGGCUCACGCUGUUUUUCUACAAUGGCAGCCGAGACGUGCAGUACGUGGAGAAGAUCGACCUGGACACCUUCGUGUCCCUGACCGACGGCUACCUCCGGAGCGGCCCCAGGGCCAGCGACGACGGGGUGGGGCUCAGCCUGAAGCUGAGGGGGCAGGAAGUGAAGUUAAAGGCCGAGAGCCUGGAAACUCGGGAGAUGUGGAAGGGUUUUAUCCUCACCGUGGUGGAGAUGAAAGUCCCCUCCAACCUGACGCUGCUGCCCGGCCACAUCUACAUGAUGUCCGAAGCCCUCUCCAAAGAGCAGGAGCGACGGGCCGAGCUGAGCCAGCGCUGCGCCGCGAGCUCCUUCGACUACGAGUCGGUGGGGGAGCAGAUGCCGGACUGCUAUUUCAAGGUCUCCAGGACAGAGGCCCAGGUCCUGCUGGAGAGGAACCCGGACGGCGGCAACAUGUUGCUGCGCCCGGGGGGUGAUGGGAAGAGCAUCUCGGUGACCACGCGUCAGAUGCUGAACAGCACCCCGGUUGUGAAGCACUACAGAGUGAGCCGCAUGGGACAGCAAUACGUCAUCGACGUCGAGCAGCCGCACCACUGCUCCUCCCUGGCCGAGGUGGUGGAGUACUUCGUCUCCAACACCAAGAAGACCCUGGUGCCCUUGAGCCUGGACGAGGACUACGCGGAGAAGUUAGAGUUUGUGGAGACCGAUAAGGAGAACGGCGAGAGCGUCUGGGAAGCAUCCCUGCCCCCCUGCCCAAAGCCCUCCAGAGGGGAUGCACUGAUUCCGCCCAGCUUCAGAAAAAGCGCCCUGGUGAAGCCCCCUGCCCCCACCCCCGUGUUUGAGACGAGGGAGGAGGAUGAAGAACAGGCCUACAUGAAUGACGAAGAUGUGGCAGCCAUCACGGGAACAAAGGCAAAGUCAGCCAGCUCCACAGCGGGUGCCGUGAAGGUGAUGAUGUGGGGAGGGGGCGGCCAGAGCAAGACGCUGCCUAUACCGACCGGCAAGCCAGCCACUAAAGGCCAGUUAUCCAGGAAUCCCAGCAGCCCCAGCAGCACCUUCAACCUACAGAAACAUGGUAGCAGCUCCUCCCGCCAGGCCACGUCGUGGGUCAGAGACCUCUCCCCAGACAUCUCAGAGGAACUGGCGCAGAAGCUACAGAAGCGAAGAGCCAACCUUGAGGACUGAGCCGAUGGCCUGGCGGGCGAGGAGGCGUCUGCCGGGGACACAGGGUUCCAAUCCUCUCGGGGAACAAAACCUUGGCCCCCAGCCUCUCCCGGCUCUUGUGCAGCGUUGAUCACGUACCCAGGGCCCGGCCCUGCUUCUCUGGCCCUUUCCCAGCACCGUGAGACACGGGUUUGUAGGGCUCCCAGCACCCUCUGCCCAACUGCAGCCCCCCCCCGAGAGAGCCUUAGCUCUGGGCCCGUCACAGUGAUUUUUCUAGGGGCAAGACUGCCACCUCGCACGGGCCCUGGCUGUCCCCCUUCCAUGGCUCAGAGGGGCUGCCCCUUAGCCUGGUAGGUGCCACGUGCCUGGACAGGCAGCCAGGGCCAAAGGGAGGGAACGAUGCCCCAUGGGCACCCUCGCCACCAGAGAGGAAGCUAAUCCAGACCCCGGCAGGCUGCGACUGGCCCUGCUGCAGAGCGAGGGGGUCUCUGCGGGUAACGCCCCAGCACCUUUAAUAGCCAGGUGAUUCCUGCCGUCCCAGGAGGGCUGUGGGCGAGGGGCUAAUCCCGCCCCCAGAUCCAGGAGGAAGCGCCAGGCGCUGGGUGCUGCGCUUGGCCUCAUUUGCCUAGGCCAGGCCCUUUGCAUGCUGCGGCUCAGGGUUAAAAGGCUCGGGCGGCGGGGGAGACGGGCGACGCCUUCCUAUGCCCAGUUUGCCUGGGGGUGUUCCACAGUGCAGGGUAAACCAAAGGCAGAGCUGGGGGGCAGGAGUGGCACACCUGUGGCUGGCAUGCCAGGGGGGCUGGAAGCUAGAAUUAUGGGGCAUUGGCAGGGCUGGCCAGGGGGCAUCCCAGGGCAUGGGGUUACCCCCCUGACCAUCUUGGCUAAUCGCCAUUGAUGGACCUAUCCUCCAUGAACGGAUCUAAUUCCUUUUUGAACCCAGUCUUGUUCUUGUUAUGUGAAGGGGUAAAUAACCCUUCCUUCUAUCAUAUCC
Mauremys mutica (yellowpond turtle) is the source of this 2396-nucleotide messenger RNA. RefSeq names its product signal transducing adaptor family member 2 (gene STAP2). The transcript has 14 exons. NCBI's taxonomy places the organism in Eukaryota, Metazoa, Chordata, Testudines, Geoemydidae. Gene Ontology annotation, molecular function: signaling adaptor activity. The record is from RefSeq and is a predicted model, not a curated record. Bases 116 to 1426 code for a protein of 436 amino acids.